AUGCGCGCUACAUGGACUGCCUGGGUGAUCCUCCUGCUUCAGGUUUGCUGGCUUACCCUGGGCAGGGAUCACGGACUUUGUCUCGAUGAUGGCGUUCCUGACAACCGUCGAAUGUACGUGCAGGACCUUCUCAACGCAUCGGGUGCAGGACCUGAAACUCCAAUUCGCUUAGUAGUUUUCGAUUGGGCAUCUGCGCGCGUCGCCACGGCACUAGCUGCAAUUUUCAUUCGUGAGGUUCUGGGUUACCAUACCGUCAUCACGCCGGAGAUUGCUCCAGGAUCUUUCGAUGGAGUCUUGGCCCUUGCCGGUUGCUCCUCAGCCGACUGUUCGCAGCGACAGGCGCAGAGCCACGUGGCCAUGGACUGCUGGAUGACAGAGAUCUCAUUCAAUUUUGACCAGUUUGUUUUGGCGAACCCAGAUGUCGCCCCUAUCGACCUGGGAUCAAUCGGGUAUUCCGGUGAGAACUCGCUAUCGGUCAAAGGAUCCAUCCGUGACGCUGCAUAUGCUAGGUCCGGCCUGGCCCUUGAGUUCUAUCGGAGCUACAAUGCAUCUGCGCAUGACGCUGCGGCCUACUUUGACCGUAUUUCUGAUUUGAACCACAGCCACUUCUCCCCGUGCAACACGACGGGCAACGAGUUUGCCAAUGAUGUUGAGAUGAGGCUCUAUAGACAGUGGACGGAUGAUUGGGAAGGUGUCGUCGAGACAGAAACUGGGUACAUCGCGAAUUGCCCGGACGGCCUCUUUUGGAUUUCCCCUGCAUGCCGCCAUAACACAUCUGAGUGCAUCCCCAUUUUGGCAGCUGGAAAUGGCUGGAUUGUGUACGUUUUCAUGCAAUGGGCCACCUUCUACGGCAUACCUGCAGCGGUUGGAACUGCGGCAACCUGGGAGGAUUACGCUGCAAACGUGGUAGCCUUCCGAACACUCUUUCAUUGGUGGAUGCCCGAUGCAACCUUCCACCAGCUGGACGCCUCCAUGCUGCAGUUCCCACGACACAGAGCCCGCGAGUGGGCUGUGGGUAACUAUCGCACGGCUGAUGGGCAGAGCAAUAUUGUCAAGCUCAUCGCACAGCCGCUGCAGCUGGCCGCCCCAAGGGUGCAGAGAUUUCUUCAGAACUUUGACCUGGACCUCGAGGACAUGCAGAGCCUUCUGAGAAAGACGUCAACCAGCGCCGGCGCGACCACUGAAGAAGUGGCCUGUGAGUGGAUUCGCGCCAACAGAGACCGAUGGGAGAAGUGGGUGCCGGUGCAGACCCAGUGCCUAGCAGGAUAUGGCCUCGUAGACGAUGCUGGGCAGCAUGUCCCUGAUCGUCGGGACGCUGUGGCCUGCUCGGUGUGCCUAGCCGGCACCUUCUCCGAGCCUUGGUCCGACGAUCUUGGACAAACUCAUCGGUGUACCGUUUGCCCGGCUGGCACGCACCAGAAUUCCUUUGGUGAGACGGGCUGCGCUGCCUGUGAUGUGGGUACAUUCACGGGAGAUGCUGGCAAUGCUCAAUGUGAGCGUUGCGAGCUCGGUCGCUACGCCAACACCACUGGAACCUCUGAAUCUCGUUGUACUUUGGACUAG
Messenger RNA from Symbiodinium sp. CCMP2456, 1563 nucleotides. The record is from the annotation of a GenBank genome assembly. NCBI's taxonomy places the organism in Eukaryota, Dinophyceae, Suessiales, Symbiodiniaceae.